AUGCUUCGCCGUGGCGUUGUUGUGCGCUGGGUCCCACGCUACGCCCGUCAGUUCCCUCGGGGACGAGGGCGGGGGCGAAAGGCGGCGGCGGCCGCCGCGGGGUUGGCAAGUGUUGCCUCAAACUGCUCAACGGAGUCCCCAGUUGUAAGGGCGUAUGAUGAACAAGUGGCUCUGGCGGCGAAGGCAAGGCAGCGAGAGGUGAAAAAAGGUGCACCAUCGACGCCGGACUCAACGAUCCCUGACGUCUCAAAUCUGCUGCUGCGAAAAGCAGAAAAGCUUCUCGACCGUUGGCAAAAGUUGAGUGAGACGAUGGUAACCCGCCGCAUCGGGGGCGUCCCUUCCGUUGCCUGCGUCUCCUCCCCAAAUAAGAUACAGAGGUCCUCUCUAGAUCAAGAGCGAGAUGCCGUGUUGUUUAUGGCCCAAACUGAGGUGUUCGCCGUUGUCAAGGGCGUGCUGCCGUCAUCGACGCGGCAAGAUGUCAUUGUGGAUCGAAGCGCGGAGGACAAGGGCCCGACGGACCCACAGAAAGGCUCGACGCAGGAGGGCAGAUCCACUCGUGGCACCAGCAGCAUGGUGAUCAUUCCCGAUGAGGCCGCGGCAGACGCCGUGAAGUACCUGGAGCAACUAGGGAAGCGCCACGCAGGGACAGUGCAAGGAGGAGUCGACUCCGUGGAGGGCCCAUCCCCUACCUCAGCUUUGGUGUUUUCUCUGCAUGAGCUUGUGGUAUUUCUUCAACUGUACAAUGACGUGAAUUGUGAAGAUGGUGAGUUGCUUCUGCGGUUACUUGCGGAACUACGACGCGUCGUUUUUUCGGCAAGAAAAGGGCUUGACAACGAGCCAGGUGUGUUGAGUAUUCGCGAGGAAAGCGUCGUCCCACGGCUACUUCUGACGCUCUCCAGCCUUGGGAUUGUAGAGGAUAAUGUGCUGCAACGACUGGUCACUGUUAACGGCGGACGCUUCAUAUCAAGAGCGAAGAUUGCACGGUAUUCAGAGGCGGAUCUUGUUCGUUUACUCGUGGCUUUCCACCGUUUUGGACUUCACCACGAGCCUUGUUUUGGCCUAGCGGCAAAAGUGUUGCGGCGGAAGUCGUUGUGUAGCCCACUCAGUUCAUUCCGUCGUCGUGCGUUGUCCUACAAAACCGAUUCUCUUCCCGCUGGAGACGUGAAGAGUGGUGGCGUGCCUGCCUUGAUGUCCGGGCUCACGCUGAAUGAGUUGCUGGAGGCACUAACGGCGGUAUCGCUUAGCUUGUCCCGAGAGAGGGAGGUUGUGGAAUUACUUGCGGCCACCAUUGUCGCCGCUGUGGAGGAAGAAGAAGGUGCGGUGCACCGCAACGGAGGAGGCGCGCGGACGCGAGAAGAGGACGCUGGUUUUUUUCGAACGCUGCAAGUUCAUCGGGCAGCAAAGGUUUGCGAGCAAAUGGAGCAGGCCCAGCCGGCGCUAGCGCACCUGCUUCAUCGGCUUUCUAUUCGCUAUGGUGGGGUGCUUGCCGACGGUGGCGAGGAGGCCUUGAGCCCGGAGCGGGUUGGUUUCUACGACUUCGUCACGGCAGAUUUGGUGAAGGUGCGUCGUAGCUGA
Messenger RNA from Trypanosoma conorhini, 1575 nucleotides. RefSeq lists its product as uncharacterized. The record is from RefSeq and is a predicted model, not a curated record. Lineage: Eukaryota; Euglenozoa; Kinetoplastea; Trypanosomatida; Trypanosomatidae. Bases 1 to 1575 code for a protein of 524 amino acids. The transcript has a single exon.